GAGGAGGAAGCAGAGAAAACAACAGCAAGCCUGUCGGGUCAGUGACAGACAGCAGCCGCACUGAGGUGUCCCGUCUAGACCAGUAGUCAAAAAUCAGUCUAAUAUCACUCCUUGCUGUCGUCCCGAGGGCAAGAUGUCUUUGUUUGGGAAGUUGUUUGGUAGCAGUGGAAAAGGGGGCAAAUCUUCAAGCCCCCAAGAGGCUAUCCAGCGACUGCGAGAAACAGAAGAAAUGUUGACCAAGAAACAAGAAUUCCUGGAGAAGAAGAUCGAACAGGAGCUUGUAACGGCCAAGAGAAACGGCACGAAGAACAAACGAGCUGCAUUGCAGGCACUGAAGCGUAAGAAGCGCUAUGAGAAGCAGUUAGCUCAGAUUGAUGGCACUCUUUCUACCAUCGAGUUCCAGCGUGAGGCGCUAGAGAACGCUCACACCAACACUGAGGUCAUCAAGAAUAUGGGCUUUGCUGCUAAGGCCAUGAAAGCUGCCCAUGACAACAUGGACAUCGACAAAGUGGAUGAACUCAUGCAGGACAUCACAGAACAGCAGGAGCUGGCGCAAGAAAUUUCAGACGCAAUCUCAAAGCCUGUCGGGUUUGGGGAGGAAUUUGAUGAGGUAAGAUUAAAACAAGCAAACUCCGAGUCCACAGCCAUGAUGAACCUUCACCUGCUGAGUUUUUGGGAGAUUUCCAUGUGCUUUCACAAAGAUGCCGUUUACUCCCUGUCUUUCAUAAAUGCAGCAAAGAAGAAAGAAGAAGAGGAUGAGGAUGACAUGAAAGACCUGGAGGCGUGGGCUGCCAAUUAAUGCUCCCCGAAACCCAUACACGCUAUACAAGGCAUAAACCUCACUCCAAUACCUGUUACUAAAGGACCUGGAAGGACUCUUCAGUAUGUUACAGUAUGACAUUUG
Molecule: messenger RNA, 904 nt
Organism: Sinocyclocheilus rhinocerous
Lineage: Eukaryota; Metazoa; Chordata; Actinopteri; Cypriniformes; Cyprinidae
Product: charged multivesicular body protein 4b-like
Exons: 4
Coding region: 134-799 (221 amino acids)
Biological process (GO): late endosome to vacuole transport via multivesicular body sorting pathway; vesicle budding from membrane
Cellular component (GO): cytoplasmic side of plasma membrane; ESCRT III complex; multivesicular body
Source: RefSeq, a predicted model, not a curated record